Molecule: messenger RNA, 3257 nt
Organism: Pelobates fuscus (common spadefoot toad)
Lineage: Eukaryota; Metazoa; Chordata; Amphibia; Anura; Pelobatidae
Gene: MASTL
Product: microtubule associated serine/threonine kinase like
Exons: 12
Coding region: 189-2825 (878 amino acids)
Biological process (GO): intracellular signal transduction; peptidyl-serine phosphorylation
Molecular function (GO): ATP binding; protein serine/threonine kinase activity
Source: RefSeq, a predicted model, not a curated record
GGCUGGAGCGCUCAGCCCUGGGCUUGUCUUGUUUAUCAUUUACUCCGCGUUCUAUUCGUGGUUCAGUGCAGCCUGACGUCACGGCAUGGGAGCGACGUCCCGCAGCUUCGAUUGGCCAGUAGCCCCCGUGACUUAGCCGGAAGGCGUGGCCUGUGUUUAAACCUGUCUGGCGCGGCACACAGACAGACAUGGCGGACACGGAGGUGAUGGCUGUCUGUGGGGAGAAGAAAGUGUCGGUCCCGCAGCCGCCCUCCAUCGAGGACUUCACCAUACUGAAACCCAUUAGCCGCGGGGCCUUCGGGAAGGUCUAUAUAGCCCGCAGGAAGAACACCAACAAGCUGUAUGCUGUCAAGGUGGUCAAGAAAGCAGACAUGAUUAACAAAAACAUGGUGCACCAGAUACAGGCUGAGAGAGAUGCCUUGGCUUUGAGCAAAAGUCCAUUUAUUGUUCAUCUAUACUAUUCACUUCAGUCAGCCAACAACAUCUACUUGGUAAUGGAAUACCUCAUUGGUGGAGAUGUGAAAUCUCUUCUCCAUAUUUAUGGGUACUUUGAUGAAGACAUGGCUGUUAAAUAUAUCUCUGAGGUUGCCCUGGCUCUUGAUUAUCUACACAGGCAUGGCAUUAUUCACAGGGAUCUGAAACCUGAUAAUAUGCUAAUCUCGAAUGAGGGGCACAUAAAAUUGACAGACUUUGGCCUCUCUAAAGUUACUCUAAAGCGAGAGCUAAACAUGAUGGAUAUUCUAACAACACCGUCAAUGGCCAAACCCAAACGUGAUUACUCACGGACUCCAGGGCAAGUGCUGUCCUUAAUAAGUUCUCUGGCAUUUUAUACACCAGUUCGAAAUAAAGUCCAAACGUCUAUCACCAUGACUCCAGUGUCUGCAGAAAGAACGCAAGAGAAGUAUUCAACACCCAUUUUAAUGAAAAGAAGAGAGAGUACAUUGAAAGGGAACAAACUUCUGGUAAAAUGUCCAGAUGUCCAUAUGUCCAGUCCCAGCAUGCCAGUCAAAUGUCUAACUCCCAACUUGCUCAACUGUAGGAAUCGUUUUGGUACAUCUAGCACGAGCAGUCAGUCUCGCAACUACUUAUCCAGCAUGGAGUCUGAUUGCUGCAGCAGUCCAAGGUGGGAAAAUGCUCCCCAGGAACCUGAUGCACCUCCUUAUUUGAGUUCUAGUCAUUUGAAUAACAGUCUGUCUGAUAAGUCAAGGGCCAAGUUUCAAGCAGGGAGAGUUGGUCAGAGCAAUAAACUCAAUGAGUUGGCAUGUGCCCUCUCUCCUAUUGUUAAUCACAGAGGGGCAAGUAAAGUGAAUAUUAAUGAGUCCAUCCUGGGCGAGACUCCUCUUGCUGUCAAUACAAAAGUUUUGAGCAGGAAAUGCCUUUACGAGAACACCCAGGACAAUAAGGAAAACCUAUCUAAAACUGAUGUGAGACCGUUUGAUAAUUUGUCAAACUCGAACUCUUCAGAAUCCCCUCCAUGGUUCAACAGCUCCACGGUAGAUACGCAGGCAUCUCUUGAAGAAAAUAAAAGUGAAAAAAAUGGAACCAAAAGGAGCUAUGGAUUGGUUGAAAGGAGUCCUGGUCAAGACAUUCUUAAAGACAAGAAACAUACCGCGGUGUAUCAACGUGCUUUUAAAAUACCAGAUAUUCAGACCAAUCGGAGUACUGGUUUAACUAUGGAAAUUGAGACAAUGUUCCUUUCUGAUACAAAGCAGUCUAAUCAAAAUUUAAUUGGUGAUACAAAAUUUAAUCAGGAAUAUGUUCCUGCACCUCUUUCUCCAGAGAAGUCAUGUACUGAAAAAGCAGUAGCUAAGAAUUUGUUGUGUGAGCUUGAUGGAAAAGAUAGUCCAAACUCCGAAUCAGACGAUACAAGCCAUCCAAAAGAACAUGUUCGAGAAGAUUCUGAUAUUUCCUAUACAAAUGAAUUGGUAACUGAAAACCGGAUAGAAAACUAUCUCUCUGUUGUAGAUAAAAGCAUGAGAGCACUUUCCUUUGAAGAGACGCAACGUGAGGAAACCACACCAGAAGACAGAGGUCUCGUGUUAUUGGAUGAAAAUAGAGACCAUAUAAACAACCAGUACAAAGAACCAACGAAAAAGGCAAAUGAUAUCUGGGCAUCUCCAGCUCCUGUCAAAAGUAAUCCUAAAAAGAAACCAGUGGUAGUUUUCCGAAGCUACAAUAGCACAGUCAAUAUUUCCAAUGUCUCAGAACCUUCGAAAAUCAGCAUUGGCUCAAUGGACAAAAUACAUUUUUCCUUGGGUUGUUCUGGCUCGUAUCCCUUGAUUGGAACUCCUGCCCAGCAAGACAGACCUUACAGGAAUUUACAGGGGAAUGUAUACACUCCAUACAGAACACCAAAAAGUGUGCGAAGGGGAGCAGCACAGAUAGAAACUGAGAAAAUCCUUGGAACUCCAGAUUACCUGGCACCUGAGCUGCUUCUGGGGAAAUAUCAUAAUCCUGCUGUAGACUGGUGGGCCCUUGGAGUUUGCCUGUUUGAGUUCUUAGCAGGCAUCCCCCCAUUUAAUGAUGAAACACCCGCCCAAGUCUUCCAAAAUAUUUUAAACAGAGAUAUUCCUUGGCCAGAAGAAGAAGAAACCCUUUCUCCCAAUGCUCAAAGUGCGAUAGAUAUUCUCCUGACUAUAGAUAACACAAAAAGGGCUGGAUUUAAAGAGCUUAAAGUCCACCCCUUCUUUCAUGACAUCGAAUGGGAUGAUAUACAGAACCUUCCUAUGCCUUUCAUACCGCAGCCAGAUGACGAGACCGACACGGCGUACUUUGAAGCCAGAAACAACGCUCAGCAUCUCAAAGUGUCCGGAUUCAGUCUGUAGUCCGAGCACCAUCACCUUUGCACAUUGUACUUUUCAAGUUUGAAAUGAACUUUUAAUCUUCAACAUUUGUAUAUAAGCUAUUUGCUAAACUGUACAAUGGGGUUUAUUCGCUAAAUAGGAAAUCUUUGGAAAAGUGAAAGUGGAAUUACAAAGUUUUGGCCAAAAUAGCUAGCGCUUUGGCUUAAAAUUUGCGACUUCUUUAUCAGGUUUACCAAAAUCCUUCAUUUUAGUAAACUAACCACAAAGUGUUUAGUAUUUUGUUUCUACUAAAUUUAAAAAAAAAAAUAAUAUAUAAUUACUCAAACUCAUGUAAAUAUAUUUCCUGUUUUUAGAGGACAUGUCCUAAAUCUAUGCACUUUAUUCCUUCAAGUACAUUUUAAGUUAUUUAAUCAACAUGUUCUAGCAGAAAUUACCAGCAAACGUAUACAUAAA